Messenger RNA from Beta vulgaris subsp. vulgaris (sugar beet), 2906 nucleotides. RefSeq lists its product as hypothetical. The coding region runs from base 399 to 2393 and encodes 664 amino acids. The record is from RefSeq and is a predicted model, not a curated record. The transcript has 4 exons. NCBI's taxonomy places the organism in Eukaryota, Viridiplantae, Streptophyta, Magnoliopsida, Caryophyllales, Amaranthaceae.
UACCCCAAUUGCAAGAAUCACAAUCAUAGUCCGUACUUUUUCUUUCUUCUCCUACAAAAAAUAUACACACAUUAAUUUACAUGCAACUCUUUGACGAUGACACCGAUUUUGCCAGGUAGCAAAGAACAGAUAAUCCAAAAAAAAAACCCAGAGACUGAGAGAAUUAAAUACAGAAGAUUUAUGAGUAGUAGAAAUCAACAAACAGAGUAUACUGACUGAAGUGAAAGCUUAACUCAACACACACUCAAAAAUCUUCAAUUUUUUUCCUCUUAAAUCUAAACAAAAUCAGACACAACACAAAAAAAUGGGUGAAUUUCAGAAGAACAGUCAGAAAAGUGUGAAAUUGAGGUGAAAGAUGAGAUCUUUAGAGAGAGAAAGUGAGAAUUUUAGAGAGAGAAAUGAAAAGAAAGGAGGAAGAAGGAGAAGAAGAAACAGAAAAAAGUAGAGAAAAUAAAGGAAAAGGUACAAUUUCAGCGCAAAAAAAGGAUGAAUUUUUUAGGAGAAGAAGAAAGUAUUACUCUUUCUGCAAAAAAGUUAGUGGACCCACUUCUACUACUACGGCUAAUACCCCAGUAAUCUCAUGGAAGGAGGUUGGUGGAGCUCAAAACACCAUAAUUAAAGGCACAAACCCUUUUCUUCUUCUUUAUCCUUCAUUUUCUCUCUCUUCUUCUCAUUUCUCAGCUAGAAAAAUUGCUUGUUUUUUCUGGGAAUUUUACCAAUAUUUUUCAUCUGUUAAAAUGUAUUUGGGUGUUAAUAAUAAUAAUCAUCAAAGAGGUCGUCGUCUUCAUCAUAGGAUUAAUCAAGAUGAGGGUUUUGAUCAUCAUCCUUCCUUAGCUGUUGAUUUUCAUCAUGGUGGUUCUUCUGAUCAUCAGCCUUCAAGUGCUGGCAGCUUGAGGAGACAUAUUGCAGCCUCACUGAUGCGGCAUCAUCAAUCAGCAGAAAAGAAUAAGCAUGCUCUGCAGCCUCUUUCUCCUGCAAGCUAUGGUAGUUCCUUGGAGAUGGCUCCAUAUAAUCCAGCAGUAACUCCCGGCAGUUCGAUUGAGUUAAGGGGAAGGAUUGGUGACCCUAAUUACGGCUUUAAAACAUCGACCGAAUUGCUCAAAGUGUUAAACCGUAUAUGGACGCUAGAAGAGCAGCAUGCUUCCAAUGUGUCUCUAGUGAAAGCUAUGAAAAACGAGCUGGAUCAUGCCCGUGGUAAGAUCAAAGAGUUGCUCAGAGAUCAGCAGGCGAAUCGACAUGAGAUUAAUGAUUUGAUGAAACAAAUCUCACAAGAUAAUAACCUAGCUAACAAGAAGAGCAAAGAACAAGAGCGAGUAGAGGCUGCUCUUCAGUCCGUAAGAGAUGAAUUAGGAGAUGAAAGGAAGUUGAGAAAAAGAUCUGAAAGUUUACAUAGGAAGCUAGCUAGAGAACUGUUCGAAAUCAAGGUUUCCUUUUCAACUACUGUAAAAGAUCUUGAAAAAGAAAAGAAAUCAAGUGACCUUCUUGAAGAACUCUGUGAUGAGUUUGCUAAAAGUAUUAGGAAAUAUGCUAAACAAAUGCAUGAUGUCAAACAAAAUUCUGAGAAAGACUGGAAUGGUAUUGGUAGUCAUGAUAAUUUGAUCUUACACGUUGCUGAAUCUUGGCUUGAUGAACGAGAGCAAAGGAGAGACCCGGGAGCAGAAAGAGCAUCUAUAGUUGAUAAAUUGAGACCGGAAAUAGAGACAUUUCUCACAACCCGACAAACACCAAAAAUAGACAAUAUGGAUACUAUUGAUCAUCACAAAGAGAGCCGUUUAAGGCGCCGUUCGCUCGAGUCGAUUCCUGAGAUUGGGACAGCCCCUGAAGAUUCUGCCUUUUCUGACUCCCGCUAUGCUGAGAGAAACAAAGCAGGCCCCAGCCACUACGAGGAACAGGAAGAGCUAGCAUUAAACAGGAGGAGGAAGGGUCAAAGUCCUCCUAGUAUUCAGAUGUCGGAACCUCAAACCACUCCUCGUGAAAUUGAUCUGCAGGUCAUGAAAGCCAGUGAAGCAACCCCAGGCGAGAUCAGCAUGCUGCAGAAGUCUGAAAUUUAUGAUUCGUAUCAAAAGAAAAAGAGUUACGAUGAAGAGGGGCAUGGGUCAAACUCGAAAACAGUUGAUAAACUAAUUAGUGAGUUGCUACUGUCGGAAGGUGGAAGUUUUCCUACCGAGUAUGAUGACUAUAAAGAAGCUGCUUCGAGUAACACCUCUACACUGAAGAGAAAUGCCAGCCCUGUAAGACAGUGGAUGACAAGAAUGAAAUCCCCAGAUCCCAGAAUUUCUGAAUCAUCUUCAAAAAUGCAGUCAGUUAGAGAGAAUUCUCUAAAAGCCAAGUUACUAGAACCCAAGUCAAAGGGGCAGCGUUCACGUUUGAAGAUUCUAAAAGGUUCAUCAUGAAUUAUAAAGAGACAUUGCAGAAGUUUAAAUCCAUGAGACGCUCGGAUGGCUACGCAAUUGGCCUCUACGAACCUCUUUGAGAUUGUUGUUCAUGAAAGAGCAUUUGAUAGUUGAAGAGCCUCUAAUGCAUUUGGAAUAAAUGAGUAACCUUUCCUUCUUUUGGGUUCCCUUCAAUGAUAGAUAGUGUUGGUCCAUCAAGAUUGAACACGGCUGUGCACAACGUGUACAAUGUCGGUCCUGCAAAAACAGGUUUGCAUGAAGUUACUCUAAAAUCGCGUAUAAGAAGAAGGGAUCAUAUGCAUGUCGCUGUGUACCUGUCAUGUAAAUGGGAUAUCUUUUGUCAUCUAUGUCUCCAAGAAGUGAAAGGAAAUCAUCUAUUGAUUCUUUUGGCAAUGAAGAUGCUCUUUCUUGUCUGCUUCUUGAAUUUUCAUCCUGUAUCUUUGAUAACAAGACAUGAUUUCUUGUUAGAAUUAAUUAUUUUUGUUUGGUUAAAUGAAGAGUUAGUUCAGAUCA